CUCCGAUUGUACGUAACUAAAUGUGUGUUUUGUGCGUUAAAUGCUUUAAUAAGUAUCACAGUGGGAUAGUUUUUUAUCGUAACUUCACACUAUUCCCAAGGCGGUUCGUUUGCUCGUUUCAAAAGCUCAUCACUUUGUUGUGGUCAAGUCAAAUUGACACACAAUGGCCGCAUGAUUCACUGAUUAAUCUGCUGCUUUUCUACUGUUUUCAUUGGUGCAUGUGUUUUAGUUGGUUUAUAAGUUAACUACUGUUGUGUGCGGGCAGAAACCUGAAACAAACAUGGAUUCGGUGGAUAUUUGUGCAGCUACCUCCAGACGAGAUAAUAAACGGCGUGUCAACAAGAAGAAUAGAGAUUGGCACAAACGGCUCCACCUCAGGAAGACUGCCGUUCAGCCUCCAACUAUGCAAUGUGGAGAUAAGCGUGGACCAAAGAAGAUAGCAGAGGAGUGGGAGCAAAGCACAGUGUGGCCUUCGUCAAAGAAGCCCCCCAAGGAAGCACAGCAGCAGGGUCGGCGCAGGACAAAUGACACACUCAGGUUCACGUGCUCUCAAUGUGGGGACAACUUGGAAUAUGUUCCCAAAGACUUAGUGAAACACUUUGAGGACAACCACAGAGGGAACAAGCCAGUUUUCUCCUGUCAUACGUGUACUUACAGUACGCACGAGUUCUCCUACCUUCAGGUUCAUCUAUUAAGCCACAAAGACACUUUUUCUAGCUGCAGCAUUUGUAAUGACAACGUUCAGCGCACAUGGCCUGAAUUCAGUGCACACCUAACUGCGUAUCACUGCAAAAAUGGCAAAUAUUCAUGUGAAAUGUGUCAGAAGUUCUCCACAGGUGACGUUAGAGUAUUUUUAGAGCACAUGUGUGCACAUAAUUUGGGCCUGGAGGGAGCUAAGGAGCUAUCGCUGCGCACAAAGGGCGGCAAGAAUAAGUUUGGGCCUAAAACAACCACUCAGACUUUACGUUGUCAGCACUGCAGCUAUGAGGCAUCUCAUAAAUGGUUGCUUACUAAGCACAUUAAAGCUGUGCAUGUUUGCCAGAAUGGUAAUCGGAGGAAGAAGAAGACGAAAGAGGAGCUUUGUCCGUUAGCGAUGAAACCAAAUGACCCGAUCCCAAAAAUGAAGCCCAGAUUAACCAGAAGUGCAGUUAGGGAAAUGUGCUGGCUGACGCAGGACUGCCUUUCUCUGCCAGGGAGAGAGUUCCUGGAUAAAUACUGCCACAUGUCAGAUCCACAGACAACACUAGAGGAGACGCAACAGUUCUUGAUGAAAUCUGUCGCCGGGGAAACCGACGACCAGAAAUGGACCAAGGCUCUUAAAACCGUUUUGUCAAACGUCCCUCAAGAUAUGAACCUUCACCCGAAGUCGGAGAACGGCAUCGUGUCUAACUCGUCGGACCUCACCGUCCUGACCGUCAAGAACAAGAUAACCGUCGCUCAGAACGGCGCGACUUACGCCAAAAGGUUGAAAAUGAUGACAUCAUCGGAUAAGGAAACCGUUUCCCCUGAAGGUGCUCCCGAUGAUGCUCGCCGUGUCGUUGAAAACGAAUGUCAGUCAAAUUCAAGCGGUCACACACCUUGUCCACAGACUGAAACCAAACUAAACAAUGGCGUCUCGGCGCCGGCACAGAGUGAGCCAACUGAGUGCAUUCAAAUGCAGGAAAACAGAGAGAAUCAGGAAUUAAAGAAUGAUCAGGAAAUAGAGGAACAAAGUAAAAAACCUGAGGAGCCUAUACAUGAGGACGGGAUCUCCAGUGAGCUGAAGUUGACAAAUGAGAGCGAAGAGCAGACAUCCGUUCAUAAAGUCGUACCAAAAAAUAAGAGGCGAAGACGGAAAAGAAGGGCGAGAUCUAAACGAGCGGAUAGAAGAUCAUCAGGAUCGGCCUUAAAGAUCGUGUUGAAGAAGAAUCCAGUGAAGGAGAAGCAGUGGGUGUCGCAAAGUGGUCCGACAGAUGACUGUCAUGGACCGCCAAGUUCUCAUACGACACCGAAGGAGACGGCGCAGACUCUCCAAAACACGCCGCUAGCAGAAGUACAGCAGAAGAUAUGGACCAAAGCUGACCUGGACGACCCCUCUGAAGCCAUCACUUCUAGUCCACAAUCAACGCCAGGGGAGGAACUUAAGCCAAUGGCGUCUGACAAAAAUAUGGACGGAAACACGCCUGUCGUGCUCGAAGGCUCGCCGCAUCAAGAAAUGCAAAAUGACGCAGAGAAGUCACAGCAGCUCUCGGAAGCAGAAGUUGACGAGAGCGGCUCAGCUUGUGAGACGGGCCGGUCAGAUUCGACGACGGCUGCAGCUGCGACUGAAGUAGAGACGUGCCCCGAGAAUGCACAGCUGCAAACAUCAGGCGGCGGCACGGACUGCCAUGUGUCAGAGGAGGAGAUGAGUUCAGCUGCUGAUGGAGCGACUCCUCGUAGCAGUUACACACCUGACACCCAACCUGUGAUUACAGCGCAGGGAAACUCUGAAGAUGUAAGUCUUGCCGUCUUGUCCGAGAGUGUCGAGGGGAUGAGAGAUGGAGAAGUGCCUGGCGACUCCUUCCCAGAUCUCCUCGACGACCUCCAACAGGAGCCCUCGCCAGCCGCUGGGCGUCCGUGGCAGCCACUCCCAAAGAACCUGGAGAGGACCCUGAAGCUAGUCGCCAUAAAUCCAUCUCAGUUGGUAAAGCGUCCUGCUGGAGACCAGCCCGUCGUGGUGCUAAAUCACCCAGACGCCGACAUCCCCGAGGUCGCCAGGAUCAUGGAGGUCAUCAAAAGGUACAGAGGAGAGGUGCAGAAGGUCGUGCUGUCGCGGAAAACUGCGAACGCCCUCUCAGCCAUGGACGGCGAGGUCCCGGAGAUGAAUGAUGAUGAUGAUGAUGAUGAUUCAGAGGGGUUUGCUAAAAACUCCGUACAGGAGAGAUUCAUGUUGAAACUGAAACUUCGCAGGUUGAGCAGGAAAAAGUACGAAGUGGUAGACGCGGCCGCUCCCAGCAGCGACGCGGCGACGAAGUUUCGCUGCUGGUUUUGCGGCAGGCUCUUUGCAUGCCAGGAAAUGUGGAUGGUCCAUCGGCAGCGACAUCUGAUGGAGUGGAAAAGGCCAAACUGUGAAAACUCUUCUUAAAUGUCGCACACACUGGAUGGAAAAUGACUCUUUGCAAUACAGCAAAACAAUAACGGAGACGGUGAAUGGCCUCAGUUUUUUUAAAGUCUUAAUUAUGAUUUGUUGGUUUGAGGAGAAUCAAAUCAUCGUCACACCUCCUGGAGGGUUCACAUUCUCAGGGUAAACAUUUCCCUAUCGUCUCUCUCCCCGUCGGAGUAGCUUCUCACAAACUCAUUAUUUGUAAAGCCACAAGGACGUGGCGUCGACAGUUUAGUUCUUUGUAUUGUUUGUAUUUUGUCUACACGAUAGCUUUAUUUAAGGUGAUUUAAGUACACUGUCAUAUGGAAUAUUUUAUAGAACACUGUAAUAUGUAUAUUUGCCAUACCAUCUGAAUUUUAUGACUCAGUUUAUGUGCGGGUAGGCGCUACAGUGUGGUAGCUAUCAUUAUUUGUGUUGGAAUGGGAUGCAGAGACCCACAAGUUACUCAGAUAAUAUACCAAAACUGUGUGUUUAAAAAGAAAAAAAAAUAAGCUGUUUUAUUCAACAUUUAUUUAUGACUCUUUAUGUGCUAUUUCUUUAUGCUUUUCUUUUUGGGCCAUCAGACGAAUCAAUGUAAAAUCUUUGUAUAAACUCCAAAUUAUGUUCAAAUAAUAGUGUUAUCUGUAAGAGGUAUAUUUGGAAGACACGAUUAAUUUAAAAAACCUGUGUUUUGUGAUGUCAUUGAAAUACUAGCGUUUAAAAUCUGGAUUCAAGAGGCCUAGAGAUGAUCUGAUCAUGCUUUUGUUUUUUUCCUCUUUUGACUUGAAAUGAUAAUCUUAUCUUUUAAUUGCACUAUGAAAGGAGGAUUUAUAUUUCCCGUUACCUCACCUUUAUCAGGCCGAAAGCUUUUGACAAUCUCAACCAGUGUCCUACUGUGGCUCAACAUUUCCUUAUGCAGCCGCCAUCCCGCAGUAUUCACAGCAAGGGAACGGUGGCUUCUGAGUGUAUGUAUGUGUGUGUCUGUGUUUGUUAGUCAAGGACCAUUGGACGGACGUGUCCUGUAUAUUGAUAUUGUGUCUCUGUCUCUGGAGUGCACAGUAACUCACUGUAUAUAUACUUUUUUCAAUUUAGAUAAAGAUUUAUUAUUGUGUAUAUAGUCCAGAUAGAGGUACUGUAAAAUAUUACCUGAGAGUUUCCACCAAGUGCCUAGGAAUCCUUGUUAUGCAACAAAUGUGCAUGAGUAUGAUAGCAUUACUUGUUGACCAGACAAUAAAUGAACCAGUUUGUCAGUC
This is a messenger RNA of Sebastes umbrosus (honeycomb rockfish), 4353 nucleotides long. RefSeq lists its product as uncharacterized. Lineage: Eukaryota; Metazoa; Chordata; Actinopteri; Perciformes; Sebastidae. The coding region runs from base 281 to 3103 and encodes 940 amino acids. The record is from RefSeq and is a predicted model, not a curated record. The transcript has 3 exons.